AUUGCCUCCAAGCAGAGUCAGAUUUGCAUUGCCAAUCUCCAGAUAUUCAAGCCAUCUCCUUUGUUGCCACAGACAAUAUUCCAACCAAGAAGCUCUAUUUGGUUAUAUAAUCUUUUAUGGUUUGAAAUGAAAUAUAAUUACUCCUUGACAUUUGGUCUUGUUCAAAGUUAUUUUUUUUAAUUUGUUAUAAUUGAUUCUUUUGGCAGUAAUAUCAUCUGAGGAUGGGAAGCAUUCGAAACAUCUCCAAAAGUGUAGUACGAGCACUGAGUCACAGGGGACCAACUCAAAGGAUUGAACCCACUCCCUGGGAUCUUCAAUUCCUUCCUGUUGGUCCUAUCCAGAAAGGACUUCUCUUCCCUAAGCCAAACCCCCAACAAGAUGCAGGAAAUUUGAUACACCACUUGAAGGACUCUCUUGCUCGCACAUUAGACUUUUUCCCACCUCUUGCAGGCCGACUUGGCGCAAUCCAACAUGGUGACGACACCACUUCCUUCUCUAUUGAUUGCAACAAUACUGGUGCUUUAUUUGUCCAUGCUGUAGCUGACGGAGUAAGGACAUACGAUAUCCUUCAACAUGCUCGUGAUCCUUCCGUUUACUCCUUUUUUCCACUAAACGGAGUGAAGAACAUUGAGGCCACUUCCAAGCCGAUAUUAGGGGUGCAGGUGACUGAGCUAGAUGAUGGCAUCUUCAUUGGUUGCACAGUCAACCAUUCUGUCACGGAUGGCACGUCAUUUUGGCAUUUCCUCAAUUCUUGGUCCGAAAUUUCUCGAGGUGCCGUUGAUUUAUCUAAACCUCCUGUUUUCGAACGUUCGUAUCUUAAAGAUCACACAGAUGGUCCCAUUCGCUUCCCGAGUUCACAACUUAAACAAAUCCAUGAUGAGCACAUUCCAUCACCUUUGGAUGAAAACGUCCUCCAUUUCACAAGAGAAAGUAUUGCAAAACUCAAAGCAAAAGCCAAUGCUGAGGUUGGUUCUAACAAGAUCUCUUCUCUUCAAGCAGUCUUAGCUCAUGUUUGGCGAUCUGUUUACCGCACGAAACACCCUGACCCCAAUGAAGAGAUUUCUCAUGGACUGGCGUUUAGCGUAAGACCAAGAUUACGAUCCAUGCCACAAGAAUACUUUGGAAAUGCUGUGCAAUUUGGGGGUCUGACACUAAAGGCGAGGGAAUUACUAGAGGGAGGACUUGGUAACGUGGCGUUGCAAAUGAACAGAACGGUUGCUGCACAAACUGAAGAAACUAUGAGCAAUUUCCUUACUUCAUGGCCAAAAAGCCCUGUGUUAAUCACGCCGGGCAUGGUCAACGCUGUAAAUGGCUUGUUCGGAAUUGGUUCACACCGGUAUGAUGCAUAUGGAAAUGAUUUUGGAUGGGGAAGGCCAAUUGCAUUACGAAGCGGACCAGGGAACAAGGUGAAUGGGAUGAUGGUAGUGCGCCCUGGAGUAGAGGAAGGUAGUAUUGAUAUCGAAGCUUGCCUUUUGCCCGAGACAUUGCAUGCCCUGGUCAAUGAUCAAUAUUUCGUGGGUGCUCAUGAGUUUCAUGCUCUGGAGAUGGUGGCUUGAUCUGCGGUCAAGUGGAAGUCAGCCGGCAUGCUUGGUCUUUGGCGCAAUCCAACUCCUUUUCCGUUUCUCCCUCCCCUCACCCUUAAUUAGAUAUAUAUAUAUAUAUAUAUAUAUAUAUAUAUUUCUAAGGAUUUCGUUGGUGCUGUAGCUGUCUACUAACUAUUGUAGUUUUUACUCCGCAAUGUUGUCUAUAGUCUAUACAACGUUGUCCUUGUGUAGUUGUGUUGUAAUAACAAUACAGGUGUCUUGUAUGU
Molecule: messenger RNA, 1810 nt
Organism: Rubroshorea leprosula
Lineage: Eukaryota; Viridiplantae; Streptophyta; Magnoliopsida; Malvales; Dipterocarpaceae
Source: the annotation of a GenBank genome assembly